AUGCCGCGCAAGUUAAAGGAGCGGAAGCAGGAUGUGAAGCUUGUGGAUAGGAAUUUGCCAGGGCCAAGUGCACCCCAGGUCUUUGACUCCGAUGCUGAAGUGGAUGAGAAGGCCUGUAAUGCUUGUGCUGCCGAUGAAGGGCAAGGCGACGCAGGAUAUGUGCAAAAUUCAGAGUUUGUCGAGAGGACUUGUGCCAUGGAGCAGGCUUGCUUGGAAGAAGGCCUGCGCUCAAGGAGUGAGGUAGCCUCAGAGGCCUUUGGUCAUGACAGCGUGCGCGAUGCAUAUGAAGAGCUUGGUGCAGCUGGCUUCUAUGCAUCCAAGGGUGCCUCGUAUGUCAAUCCGCAUGAGCCCCGUCUGUCAGAGGCCCUUCAUAUUGCCUUAGAUCAGUGGCAAGAGCACCUGUCUUCACCUCUCCGCGCUUUGGACCUAGCCUGCGGUAGUGGUGAAGCAACAUUAGCAUUGGAAGCGUGGCUUGAAAAGACCCAAACCGGUGCCAUGGAGCCAGUGCUCGAGGCUGCAGAUCCUUACACCUUCGAGGCCUUCGAGCGCCGCGUCGGGCGAAGAUGUCAUCACUGGAGUUUUCAAGAUGUGGCUGACGGUGUUUUGGAGGAGGAGCCCAUCUACGACCUAGUGCUUUGCAGCUUUGCCCUGCAUCUACUGGAACGCUCAUGGCUCACUUGUACUGUCAGCUCCCUUGCCCGCCGGGCACGGCUUUUGGUGGUGGCAACUCCUCACAAGCGUCCCCUCAUCGAGAGAAAAACAGGCUGGGAGCAGGUUGCAGAGGUGCUUCACGCGAGAGUUCGGGUGAGGCUUUACCGCUCACUUGUGGUGGACGACAUCGCAUACUAG
Molecule: messenger RNA, 849 nt
Organism: Durusdinium trenchii
Lineage: Eukaryota; Dinophyceae; Suessiales; Symbiodiniaceae
Source: the annotation of a GenBank genome assembly